AGGGAGGUUGUGGAUGCCCCGUCCUUGGACGUGUUUAAGGCCAGGUUGGACGGGGUCCUGGGCAACCUGAUCUGAAUAUGUAUGUUUGGUGGCCCUGCUAGGCAGGGGGGUUGGAACUACAUGAUCCUUGGGGUCCCUUCCAACCCGGGUGAUUCUGUGAUUCUGUGAGAGCCAAAGGAAUGCCUGAGCAGAUCUGAGCGGAGGAGGCAGGGUUCUGCCUGAGCAGAAGGGUCCUGGUGUAUUUUUGUAUCCAAGUGGUAUCCAGAAGUAGUAAAAGCAUGCAAAAAGUUAAUGGAAAGGUCUUGCAUGUCUGGUGUCAGAGAAGCCAUUCAUCUGAUACAUUAUGUAAUGAUGGCAUUCCAGAGAAACUGGAAGGUGAUCUAUUUUAUUGCUUGGUCUCUCCUGAGAAUGCUAAACUGUAUCCUGAUUGGAACUUAGUGCAAAACAUUGUUCUUAAGAGAACAAUGUUUUUUUAGACUUACCUCAUUACAGUUGCUGUUAGAUUUAUACUUAAAGCUAGUUACUCUAUAUGAACUAGACUGAAAAACAGGUGAAACCUCAGUUUCUCUGUAUUUUUUAUGUGCUACACCCACACCUGUACAAAAGAGUGAUUGUUGCUGUUGUUGCAAGUUCUACUUACCUUUAAAGGAGAGAUGCUUUAAAUUUGCAGUGAAAAGGCAUUUCCUCUAGUGAUAACUUGUAAAAAGUUAUUUUAAAAAGAUGUUUCUGAACUGAUCAUUUCUUGGGAAGGAUCUGGGAGAGGUCAGAAUGUUAGUUCUCACCAGGUUACUUGCAUGGCAUUCCCUUCUCUGACACCCUGACGAGCUGUAAGCCAUAGGGUUAAGAAGAAACAAACCCUCCCAUAUAUUUGCAGUGAUCAGGCUAGGAAAUACUUGUGUUGAAAUAUCUUGGAAUUUUGUUUUUCAAAGAGUUUUCCUUGAAAUCAAGUGAAUAAUUUAGUCAAUGUACAGAAAAGUACUCUUCUGUAUAGUUCAUAUAAUUUUCAUUCUCUUUUUUAAACUUAUGGGUUUCUGUGUGGCUUAGUGCAACUGGUAGCAGUAAGUGGUAUAGGUUUUACAUCUGGUAAAAUGUUUCUAAAAGCAAACUAUUAAUGGCUAAGUAAAGGUGAGUCUGUGUCAGGAAGAGAGGUCUUCUAAGUCCAUUUAGUGAUCAUGCCUUGUUUGUUGAAUUUACUUAAUGAUUCCGUGUGACUUGCCUGACAUCAUCAUAAAGCCCUGUUGAGCUUCAUUCUCCUCGCAGCAAAACCAGGGGAGCAGUGGCUAUCUGCCUCACAGCUUGUGUGGGUUAGCCUUAAAGCAGUGAAGGUGCUCAGUGAAUGCACAGAAUUACAUGCUGCGUACAGUUUGCAUAUGAGAUGAUGCUAUCAUCAGAUGCUUGGUAUCCACGUUAUCGCUGGGGAAGAGCAUUUGUCAUGCAGUCACCUUAUAAAUGAGCAUGAUCUUUAUCUAUGCUAUAUUUAGUAACACUAACGUUGAUUGGUCUGAUGUGUGCUACUGUAUUAUUUGUUCUGUGUAUUUAAAAUCGGACUGUCUGGCAGGAUCUCAGUGGAUCUCCUUUUGGCUGUUCAUCAUGGUGGACCCAAGUGCUUCUCUUGGAAGUACACUGGAUUGUGAGGCAGUGGAGCAUUUCUGCUGGGCUGGGGAGCAGGCCAGGGCUGCAAUAGGGCAGGUUCAGCUCCCUGUGGCACAGGUGUGUGAAUGGCAAUACUGAAGGAGGUGGUAUGGACGCUAAGCAUUGUCUGCAGCACGGGGGUUAACAUGGCCUCCCUCAUCAAGGAAAUAAUUAUUUUCACUGCUCUGAGAAAACUGCCUUUUAAAAAAUGAAUCUGGUGUCCAACAAAAUCGUUAAUGUAUGGAUGCUUUUUGCUUUUUACUUUGAUUAAAAAUGAGCUGUGCAACGUAUUAGGUGCAGUAUGGUAGCCAAAUUCUACUUCAAACUGUGAUGUACAGUUUUAAUGACAGUUCUGCAAGGGCCAAUCACUGUGUAUUCUUUAUACAGGCAACACUUAAUGAAGUAUACACAUUACUAAUGUCCAUCCUGCAGAGAAAUGAGCUGUGAAAAAAUUCAAGCAAACAUGUUCCAACUGUUCAUACAAAGGAUUGCAUAAGUCACACAUUGUGUUUCCACAAAACUUUCCCCACAAUUUGCUGCUGAUCAGCAUGUACUUCAGUUACUUUCCUCCAAUUAAAAUUUGCAAACAGACCAGCUUUCCAGUGCUAACAGAGAUUCGGAGCCACGUGUUUCAGGAAUGGCUGGGCACGCCACACCGAUACAAUAUAAAGGCAACGUUAAUCACCUUCUCUCUCACUUUUUAAUAGCUCCCUUCUAUGGUUCUCAUUUUCCCUCAGUAGAGACUUAAGAUUAAAAGAACUUUAUUAUAUUUCAAAUACAGUUUAAUCAUGGAUCUCCUUCAUAGCAAUGGAGUGCUUAUCAUUCAGCAUUUACAGAGAGACUACAGGGCUUAUCAGGAUUUCCUUAAUUUUAUGUCACAUGUUGGAGAUCCUCGGAAUAUAUUCUCAUUUUAUUUUCCUCUUUGGUUUCAGCUCAACCAGGUGGUUGGUACUAAAAUGAUAUGGGUGGCAGUCAUUGGUGAUUGGUUCAACCUGAUAUUUAAAUGGAUUUUAUUUGGCCAUCGUCCCUACUGGUGGGUGCAUGAAACAAUGAUUUAUCCCAAUCAGUCAAGCCCAUGCCUUGAACAGUUUCCUAUAACAUGUGAAACUGGACCAGGGAGCCCAUCUGGACAUGCCAUGGGAUCUUCCUGCGUCUGGUAUGUAAUGGUAACAGCAGCACUUAGCUACACAGUAAGGUGGAAAGAGAAAUCAGCAGUUACCCUUCACAGACUGACGCGGUCAUUACUCUGGACUAUUUUUUGGAUUAUCCAGAUCAGUGUGUGCAUCUCAAGAGUAUUCAUAGCAACACAUUUCCCUCAUCAAGUUAUUCUUGGAGUAUUUGCUGGAAUUGUUGUGGCAGAAGCAUUUGAGCAUACUCCUGCUAUUCAGACAGCAAGCUUGAGAAUGUACAUCAAGACAAACCUGUUUCUUUUCAUCUUUGCCCUUGGUUUUUACCUAGUCCUCAAGCUUCUUGAUAUUGACUUGCUGUGGUCUGUCCCAAAGGCCAAGAAAUGGUGUGCCAAUCCAGACUGGAUAAACAUUGACACAACUCCCUUUGCUGGACUGGUGAGAAAUUUAGGUGCAUUCUUUGGCUUAGGUAUUGGUAUUAAUUCAGAAAUGUUCAUCACCAGCUGCAAGGGUAAAAACAGCUGUAAGAUAAGUUUCCGCUUAUUGUGUAUAGCUGCUUCUUUAGCUACACUACAGCUGUAUAAUUUUGUUAAGAUACCUACUCACACUGAGUAUUUGUUCUACAUUCUCUCUUUUUGUAAGAGUGCAGCUAUGCCUCUGACUGUAGUCGCCUUGGUUCCAUACUGUGUCCACACGUUAAUGAGGACAACUGAUAAGAAAUGUAAUUAGAUAAGGUUUCCAAAUGGUUGCAAGUGCAAGGAUAUGAACUGUUCAAGAGCCCUCCACAAAGGCAGUUCUAACUCAUGUUAACCAAGGGGGAUGCCACUGCACCUUUGAUGUGCUCCUGGUAAGUAGUCUGUAUAUCCCAAAUCAGUGCGUUCAAGAAUGGUUUUGGCAGCUCAGAAAUAUUAAGUAGUUGCUGACUUUAUUCCUAGAAGCAUUGCAAUGAAGGACACUGCAGUAUGGUUUUCUAACAAUACUCUGAGUCAUGAUGAAGUUUUAAGGUAUAAUUGGCUAGCUUUAUUCAGCUACUUGGUCACCUUUUAGUUCUGUCCAUUGCCAACUAGAUGGUGCUUUGGGCCUCGGUGGUAUAUAGUGGUACACAAUAUUUAAUUUUUUAACAUGUAGAUGUGUUAAACUGCUAGCUAAUGGAGUGACAGUAUUACACCACCUGCAACUGUACAACUGUCCCCGAGCACUGCGAAAAAAUCCAAUGCAGUUAUCAGGAAAAUUUCUAUAGGUCUGUCUUCUUGCGCUUCCCGAGCUAACAGCUUCUGCUUAAGCCAGAUGCAAAAAAAAAAUAAAAGAAAAUUUGUUCCAAUUAGACUCUGUAGAAUAUAUUGUUGCAUUACUGUGACUUUUGAAGUCUUUACUUUUAAAAAUGAUCAUAUAAAUCAUGAAUGAUAAUGAUUACACUUUUGAUGUUGAAAAUACAUGAGUUUGAUGUAGUAAAUAUUGUACUGCUGUACGUCUACACAGAGCAACAAAUAUAGAAAGCUGUCAAUCACUAAACUAGCUCAGCAUACUCCCUCAAGAAUGUUGUUCAUGCUUCUGUAUUGCAAGUGUAAAUUAGUUUAAUUCUGUCAUUUCAAGAGUCAAACGUCAAAAUCAGUUACUGCUUCUGAAAAUCAUGAAAAUGGGAUUGAAGAGUAAGCUUGGCUUAUGCACAGAAGUUACUAAUAUGCUAAAUGUAAAUUUAUUACGUAGAACUGGCAUUCUAUAAAUGGAAAGCCACAUACUUUCCCUUUUUUCCCUUUUUGUUCACUAUUUGUCACCUACUGUUGCGUGUUUACUUUCACUGCCCAACCUCUAAGCAAUAUCAUCCUUACAAUACUGAGUAUGCAUGCGGCGUAAGGCUAUAAAAUAGGUAAUGAGGGCUGUGUGUGUGUGAUCUGAUAGCAGUACAGCUUAGAAGAUGUUAGCAUGGUAUUGCUUUGAACUUCCAGUUAGUAGUGGGAUGUAAAUAAUCUUAUUUAAUUAGGAAAACGAGGCAAAUUUUAUUUGUACCUUGGGAGUUCACAUGAUACAAAUUUCAGGGACAUUCUUUCUUAAAAGCCUUCUAAGACUACUUUGACAUUUAAAAAGUUUUUAACAGUCUGAAGAGUGCUCUGCUUUACAUAACUGCCAUUGUUGUCUUUAAUGAUUCUCUGAACUCUUCUCUCACAGCAUGUGGCUUGAAACCAACCUUAUCUAUAAUUACGAGUCUUUAAAAUUUAAGCAAGUAUGACUAAGCUAAUGGGACUGGAAACAAAUAAUGAAGAACUAAAAGACAGCUCUGGCAAAGAUUUCUCCUACAUUCAGUUUGCUCUUCAGUGCUUGGUUAUUCCCUAGUAGAAUGUAACAUACAAAGCGAUAGAAGGUUGGCCUAGCUGUCCUUCUGUCUGUCUAUCCUGGCCAGCAGUAGGAGAUGCUCUAUACAUAGCAAUCUGGCUAUUGCAGCAAUGUUUGGGCCUAUUGGCAAUGUGAGCAGUUUUAAGAGAGGAAUUACGAGUAGACACAUUUCAUGCUAUGUGAGGGUCUGCACUUUGUGGUACUGACAAAGAUUCUUGGAACCAGUAUUAGCAUUGACAACCACAUGUGUAGAAUGACAACUAACAGUUCUGCAGUAUUCUUUUAUACAGCAUGUAGAUGCAUAAGAUGAAAACAAGCUCACUUGUCUUCUCGGAGCUUCCUAUUAAUUCAGCCUGCAACCACAGUGCUUCAGGGAAAGGGACCAGCUUCCUGUCUGAACCAUCUCUUAUUUUUUUCUGAAACUACUGAAAUAUUACUAAAACUAAGCAUGAUGGGAAAACUGAAUAAAUGCAGUUAGUUUCAUUUUACCUAUAACUUCAUAAGUUAAACUGUUGAUAUGGCAGUAGAAUAGGCAUUUUCUGAGCAGCUGUAGUGUGUUGGGGUACAGAGUUUUGCGCUUCUGCCUUAAAGAAUCUCAACAGAGGGCUCCCAAAACUUCAGAUUGGCUAGCUCUUUCUAGAGUGGUGGGAUAAACAAAUGUCAGAUCAAUCUUGAGAUUUUGACAGAAUUAGUAAAUGAGGAGUUGGCCAUUUCAUUGAUACAGCAAAAUAAGUCUAUGUGUCCCUUAGGCUUUAGUGAAUUUACCACAGUUGAAAAUUACACCUCAAGCCUUCUUUAAUAAGGCUGUGGCAAUUUAACUAGGAGCUUUCAAGUUGUUAAACAUUUAAAGUAUAACUUCAUCAGGCUUUUGUAGCUGUUUUAAAUUAACUUUCUGUAUAACGAGAAAGCGCUUACCUGAUUCUCUUGCUCUCAGUAAUGGGGUCCCAGGAGAAAGUUAAUCUUUUAUUCUUGACUUAGAGAUCUUCUAAAUGGGAUAAUGCAGUGCCAAAAGUCCUUCUGCAGAAAGAUCCUGAAAGAUUCUUACUAACCUGUAGCUGAAUUAUGUGAAGUAGCAGUUGAAAAGGCAAGUGAUCCUCACUCCUCCUACAAACUAGCUCUCAAGCUGGCACUGCAUCCAGUUCACAAUGCUUAUUUUCACCAAUAAGCAGCUUUUCUCUUCCUCCCUCUCCUCCUUCCUGCCUAAACAUUCUUCCCUCUGCUCAGACAUGUCACUCUGACUGCACCUUAGUCCCUUCACACAGGUACUGAAGGAAUUUACAAUCAACUGGUUUCAAUUGCACACAGCUACAAAAUGGCAGGAGGUGGCAACCAAGAACGGGCAGGAGCAAUGCAACUUUUGUAUACUGUGAGUACCUUCUGUUAGCAAGUAUGUCUGUAUAAUACAUAACUCCCAAUAUGUAUUAGUCACCUAAAAAUAGUUACCUCACUGAGAAGAGCAGCUUAAUUAGCAAUUGUACCACCCAGCUGGGCCCAGGCUAGCAUAGCUUCAUUGGCCUUCUCAACAGUUCUGUACUGCAGAGCAGAUCUUUGCUACAGACAUUAGCUAAAUACAUUCAAAUAUUUGCUGUCUGCUGUGGAUACUGAAGGGUAAGAGAUGCUAAAGCACAAGGCAGUAAGAAAUGCCAGUCAUUCUGUAGAUAGUUUCACUCCUGAGUCCCCACACCUAAUUACUGCUUUGAAACAUAAAAAGGCUAUGAUAAUUAAAACAGAAGGUUAAUAAUGAACUUCCUUGUUCAUUUGCAGUUAGUGACCAGAACACAAAUUUCUCUGGGACAAAUAGCACUUUAAAGUCAAUUAUGUGGUUUCACAAGAUUCUGAUGAAGGCAUUCCGUAAGUGGAAUUGCAUAAAUCUGGAAAUUAUUUUUUGCUGCAUGGAAUUAAGACAUGGAUCCUACUGAAGUUUUCAACCUUCCACCUUUAUUUAAGUUUUAGCAGUUGUACUAUUCCAUAGUUUUAUAAUAUAUAGUUUUAUGGGGUGACUUGUUACAAAGUGGGGGAAAUCUACACACGUGAACUGCAGAUAUCAGGAUGUUGAGAAUUACUUUUCCAGUUAAUACUCUACCUUUCCAAAUCAAGAUUUAAAUUUUAAUACUGUAAUUUGUCUCAGUAUUCCCAACCAAUACUUAGUAAACAUAUUCCAGGAAAACAAGUUAGUAGUACUUAUUUAAAAAACUUUUACAGAUACAAGUCUCUGGCAGAGGAAGAUACUUCCUGAUCUCUGUUGUUCUAUUUCUUAGAUCUGCUUCAUACAAACAGCUAGUUAAUUAUGGCUAAAAAUUCAUAAUUUUUUU
This is a messenger RNA of Lagopus muta (rock ptarmigan), 7402 nucleotides long. RefSeq names its product glucose-6-phosphatase catalytic subunit 2 (gene G6PC2). The transcript is spliced from 5 exons. The record is from RefSeq and is a predicted model, not a curated record. NCBI's taxonomy places the organism in Eukaryota, Metazoa, Chordata, Aves, Galliformes, Phasianidae. Gene Ontology annotation, biological process: gluconeogenesis; glucose 6-phosphate metabolic process. Gene Ontology annotation, molecular function: glucose-6-phosphatase activity. The coding region runs from base 2421 to 3488 and encodes 355 amino acids. Gene Ontology annotation, cellular component: membrane.